GUGCUCGGAGUGGGGGGGUGGGGUUCUUGGUGUGGCUCCAGACAUCUGUGGGGCCAGAACCGUGAAAUAUAGGGAGAUUUUAUUCCCGGUUUAGCUGAGGAUGUGUAGAACCGCAGUUGUUGGCAUGUCGGACAUGUCUGUAGAAGGAUCCGAGGGUUAGAUCAGUGAUGGGACUCCCACGCAGAAAAUGCUGCCCUUUCCCAUAGAGCACGGCUGUAACGCCUCUGGUCCGUGAAAAGUUGCAGUAGUAAGGUGGCUUGAGCUGAGAUACUUGUCUCUUAUAUAAAAGGCAUCGUAGGUUAGGUUCCUUUCCAUGGGUAAGACGUCCCAGAGGUCCCUUUGUGCCUCCCAAGAGGUGUUCCCGAGAUGUGACCUCAGUUGGGGUCCAGAGCAGGGGAUGGCGCACAGCCGGGAGCUGAUCCCUUUCCCAAACUGCCUGCAUCAGUCCCACCUCAUAGAAAACUUGCCUUUGAGGUCUCCAGCGUUUUUGUUAUAAGAUGCUCCCAUAUCUUAGUGACUUUUGAUGGAGAGGCAUCCAGCUCCCAUCUGAUUUACUCCCAUGAGUAAAUCGUGAAGGACUUGAUACAGGAGUCCUGUACAGUGCAUGAAUGCCUCCAAACCUGCCUCUCUGAACACGUGUACGUGAUACUAACAUCGGCCUGUCUUCAGCAGCACACGUUCUCCUGCUCCUCUUGUUUUCCAGUUGGUGGAAUAACGUUUCAUCGGAUCCUUUUACCACAUUUGAAAGGCAAACUCCCUUUGCAAUCUGAAUCUUUCCACCAUGAAACAGCUGCCUGGAGAGACAAUUCGACUUCUUUCAAGUUCUCAGGUGAUUACUUCAGUUGUCAGUGUGGUGAAGGAGCUGAUAGAAAAUUCCUUGGAUGCCAGUGCUACAGGCAUUGAUAUUAAACUGGAGAAUUACGGGUUUAGCAAAAUAGAAGUAAGAGAUAAUGGCAGUGGGAUCAAGGUUGAUGAUGUCCAAGUUAUGGCAAUCAAACACUACACCUCAAAAAUCAGCUCUUCUGAGGACCUGGAAAGGCUGACAACAUACGGCUUCCGUGGGGAAGCUUUGGGAUCGAUUUGCAGCAUAUCAGAAGUUUUGGUCACCACAAAGACAGCUGCUGAUGAUUUCAGCAUGCAGUAUGCUUUGGAUAGCAAUGGACGUGUAACCUUUAAAAAGCCUUCCCAUCUUGGGCAAGGUACUACAGUAACAGUCCUAAAUUUGUUUAAGAAUCUUCCUGUAAGAAAGCAGUUUUACUCAACAAAUAGAAAGUGUAAGGAAGAACUGAAAAAAGUCCAAGAUCUACUGACAGCAUAUGGUAUCAUAAAACCAGACCUGAGGAUAACAUUAACACAUAAUAAGGCAGUUAUUUGGCAGAAGACCAGGGUAUCAGAUCACAAAAUGGCCUGUAUGUCAGUUCUGGGAACAGCCGUUAUGAGCAGUAUGGUACCUUUUCAACACUGCUGCGAAUAUCCUGAGAUAAAUCUUUCGGGAUUUCUCCCAAAAGCUGAGUCAGACACUUCUUUAACAAGCCUUUCAAGUUCAGAAAGGAGUUUCAUUUUUAUAAAUAAUCGUCCAGUUCUUCAGAAAGAAAUACUGAAGUUAAUUCGACAAUACUACAGUCAGGUGACACAAAAGGACUGUACUCGUUUAUAUCCUGUUUUCUUUUUGAGCAUUUCUGUACCUGCCUCUGCUGUGGAUGUGAAUAUAACACCUGAUAAAACACAAGUUUUGCUGCAUUAUAAGUUUUUUAUCUUGCUCAUUUCCAUCACUUGGUGCAAAGUUGAAUUGGAAACAUGGACCAUGAAAGCACAUCCACAUGAAAUUGGAUGUUGCUGGUGCACUUGUUUUGGCUGUAAACUUCUAACUACAAAUAAGGAAUCUGUCUUACUUGCAGUUGAAAAUGUGUUGAAAUCGCUGUAUGGGCCACUACCUGCUGCAGUCCCUGGUGAAAGCAAUAAAACAGAUGUUACCUCAGAAGACAUGUUUGUUCAUAGAACAGACCAAACAGAUGUGGCUGUUAGUGAAAAGGGACCAUCUGGAAAUGAUGAGCUACAUGCUCAUACUUCAUUCCUUUCACUCAGCAGUGAUGUGCAGAGCUGUCAAGCAGGAAAAAACGCAGAGAUCUGCUUAAAUCAUCAGACAUUUAGUGGUGAUAAUGUACACAGUUGCCUGGACAAAAGAGAGGCUUCUAAGAGUGAUGCCUUUUCAGACAGUUGCUUAAAUUUAUUGUGUGAGGAGGAACAGAAUGGACAGAAUAUGGCUGAUAUUCAAAGUAAUAGUGUUCCUGUGGACCCCGAGUCUAAAAAAGCCAAUGAGCAUGUUUUGAGUUCUGAUAAUAUUGACAAAAUAGAUAAAAAUGAGGAAGCCUUAGUCCCUAAGGACCUACCUGAAAUCUCUGCUGAUAGUUGGAGUAUGGGAAAUGCAUUUAAAGACAGUCUGGGAGACAAGCUGGAACCUGUUAAGAUCUUGAUUCCUGAAGCUGGAGGGACAACUAAUAAGCAAAAUGAAUACACUGGUGAAAAAAGCAGUGAACCACAAAGCUCAAAUCAAAGCAUAAAGAAAAAAAAUGUGAUAAGUGAAAAAUUUGGACGUGUGACAGCUUAUGACUUAAUUAAUAGCAAAAUAAUUAAGAAACCAAAGUCUGCAUUUGAAUUUUUCACACAUGAGUGUCGUCCAAAAUUGAUAGAUGAUAAUCCAAAGACCAGCAUGAAUGACAUCCUGCUGACAAUUGAAGAGCAGUGGAAGAAUUUGAAUGAAGAGUCAAAACAGAAUUAUGAAAUAAAAGCCACUAAGGAUCAGGAACGGUACAACAGAGAGGUCAAGAAAGCCAAUGCACAGCCAAUGCACCGACCAGCAAAGGAGGCAGAAAAACACAAAGCCAAGCUGAAGAGUUCUGCAUCUGACCAACAGAAGCUUGACAAGAUAUUUCAUAACCAGAUUGAAAAGAAGGGGAAGCUGGAACAGCCUGUGAAAACUGUGACAGUGCCUUUUUCUCUGAGUUCCUGUAGACGUCACCUUCAGAGACGGGAGAGAAAUGUUUCAGAUGAACAUGAGCUUUUCCUCAUCCGUCGUCAGAGUUUUCCUGAUGUCUGGAUACUUGCUACUGAAAAAAAUGUCAAGUUGCUGAAUCCAUAUAGACUGGAAGAGGCCUUGCUAUGUAAGAGAUUAUUGGUGAACCAUAAGCUUCCAGUAGAGAAACUGGACAAUCCAAUUGUGUUAACAGACAGUCUUAUUGGUGGAUCUCAGUAUAUGGCUGCUCUUCAUAAAAUGCAGAGGAAUUACCUGAGUUUCCGUGGAUCAGGUUAUUUGUCAGAUCCAAGGCUUGUAGCAAAUGGAUUCCAGAUAAAAGUGAUAGAAGGUGUUUCGGCUACAGAAAGUCAUCUGGAAAUAGAAGGGAUGGCAAAUUGUCUGCCAUAUUAUGGAAUUUCUGAUUUGAAAGAAAUUCUGAAUGCAGUAGUUAACAGAAAUGCAAAGGAAGUAUAUGAAUGUAGGCCUCUCAAAGUGAUAAAUUACUUGGAGGGAGAAGCAGUACGUUUAGCUCGGCAGCUGCCCUUACAUUUGUCAAAAGAAGAUGUGCAAAACACAAUUUACAGGAUGAAGCAACAGCUUGGAAAGGAAAAUAAAGGCUGCGUUCAUGGUCGUCCUUUUUUUCAUCACUUAACAGAUAUUCCAGAAGUUGACAAGCACAACUCCAUGGAAAUUGUUCAGUAAAUGGAACAUUUUGUUUGGGGUCAUACUUCUCUUGCUUAAUUUUGAUCACUACUCUGUAAUUUCAGUAUGUUUUGUGCAAAGGUUUUGUUUAAUGACUUUUCAUUGUUACACGUUCACCUCCUAAAGACUUUAUUUAAAUAAAAAUUCUAUUUGAAAGCAGAAAAAAUACUAUAGAAAAACAACUCACCACUAUUUUUUAAAAAAAUUUAUUAAAGAAAUGUUCUCAACUGGUUU
This is a messenger RNA of Serinus canaria (Common canary), 3949 nucleotides long. RefSeq names its product PMS1 homolog 1, mismatch repair system component (gene PMS1). NCBI's taxonomy places the organism in Eukaryota, Metazoa, Chordata, Aves, Passeriformes, Fringillidae. Gene Ontology annotation, molecular function: mismatched DNA binding; ATP-dependent DNA damage sensor activity; ATP hydrolysis activity. Gene Ontology annotation, cellular component: MutLalpha complex. The transcript has 14 exons. The coding region runs from base 782 to 3715 and encodes 977 amino acids. Gene Ontology annotation, biological process: mismatch repair. The record is from RefSeq and is a predicted model, not a curated record.